AUGGGUUCAAAAGAAAACUUCGGGAUUGCCAAGCCACCUUGUGGGCAUGCCAAAGGAAAUUCAUUAAAUUUGAUGGACCACAUCAUUGGCCGUUCAGUACCACGUUCUUCCACCAGGAUCUACAUUCUGGAGGUUGCAGUGAGCCCCAACUCCAACUUAUCUCAUUUAACGAGACAAUCAAGGCACGCCUCCCUCUCCGACUUUCACUGGCUUGGUCGCCACCACAACGAACACACGACCCACAGUAUUAAAACAGAACAAGCAGUAGAAGAAAUAGAUCUGGAAGAAAGAGCAGCAACAUCGGGACGCGAGAGACGGGCACUGAUGAAGGGCCUGCUGGGCUGGGAGACUCUACUGGAGGACCUCAGUGACUCAUUUUUUACUCCCGCUCAGUCACAACUUACUGGCCAUGAACGAUUGGCGUGGGAUAACUACUAUCGGUAUUCAAGCAUCUCCAGCUUUGCCAGGAAGCUGGCUCAGCAGCACCGCACUGUGGAGUGCCUCCAACUGGGUCACACUGCUGAGGGACGCCCACUGCUGGCCCUCAUCAUUGCUACUGACGCCAUCAGGAUGGCCAGAGCUUACACCAGAGAGGUUCUGUCUGCACGCAGACACCAAGUUAAAGCAAGGACCAUGCAGAAGAACCUCCAGGAGUAUAUGACGAGUGACGAACUAAGUGUUGAGACUUUGAUCAAAAGAAGCGAGAAGGGAAGGAAAGAGAAAGGCCACUGGGUUCAGGGUAACAUAAAAGAGGAAACAGAUAUGGCACAUAGUGAUGUUGCUCAGAGACAAAUGACGUCUUUGAAAUUUUCAAGAAAGAAAAGUAAGAUGAGAAAACCUGAGAGACUGAGACAAAGGCAAACACUGAAAGUUGAAGAGGGAAGCAAGAGAAAGCUACGGAAGAAAGUUGUGGAGCAGAAGAAAGCUGAUAAAUGGAGUCUGAGGAAGAAAAGGGUGAUGAGUAAGACACAGAAUGGUGAAACGAGAGCAAAGGGCCGAUCAGGAGGCAAGCUGCGAGAUAAAGCAAAAGAUAUCUCAAGAAGCAAACUACGGAAGGAAGCUGGAAGAUCCAAGCCAGUCAUCCUCAUUGAAGCAGGUGUGCCAUUGAAGCAGGUGUGUCAUCGAAGCAGGUGUGUCAUUGAAGCAGGUGUGUCAUUGAAGCAGUGUGCCAUUGAAGCAGGUGUGUCAUUGAAGCAGAUGGUGGACGCUGGAGACAAGAUGGUGGACGCUGGAGACAAGAUGGUGGACGCUGGAGACAAGAUGGUGGACACUGGAGACAAGAUGGUGGACACUGGAGAGGAGACGAAUGAUUGGUGGAACGAUUAA
This is a messenger RNA of Cherax quadricarinatus, 1326 nucleotides long. NCBI's taxonomy places the organism in Eukaryota, Metazoa, Arthropoda, Malacostraca, Decapoda, Parastacidae. The record is from RefSeq and is a predicted model, not a curated record.